This is a messenger RNA of Gigantopelta aegis, 3300 nucleotides long. RefSeq lists its product as uncharacterized. Gene Ontology annotation, biological process: cell-matrix adhesion. The record is from RefSeq and is a predicted model, not a curated record. The transcript has 14 exons. The coding region runs from base 16 to 2124 and encodes 702 amino acids. NCBI's taxonomy places the organism in Eukaryota, Metazoa, Mollusca, Gastropoda, Neomphalida, Peltospiridae. Gene Ontology annotation, cellular component: cell surface.
UGUUGUGUUACACAGAUGAAGCAGAAAUCUGAUUUGGACAUGGCGGACAUGUUGAAGAAGUUCAAGGGCGCCUCUGAGUUCGCCAAGAUGGUGGACGUGUCUAAGAUGAACAACCUCGACAUCGACCAGCUGGGGGACAUGGAGGGCGUCGCUGAGGUCGUGGACGGCACGCACAAGAUGGCUGCGGCGGUGGUAAAGUCUCUGAAGCGGAAGUACGGCGAGGUUUCUGACCGCAACACGAACUACACGGGCCAGAGAUUCAAGAAGGUCGUGUCGCUCUUCAUCAUGGGAGGUAGGAAUGACGACAUCAGACGACUUCCGGAAGACAGCACGUUCGUGGACGGGCUCAAGGAUGUAGAUGUAGAAAACAUGCCGCAGAAAAAGCGACAGAUUGUUAAGGAGAAGCUGACGAAGGUCUAUGGUCUCGACGAAGGAUCCGAUGUGUGCGUGGAACCGAGCAUUGCUCAAGAAACGGCUCCGUUUUUCGCUGAUGCCAACAAGAGCCUGUUGACGAAGUUCCAGGCCAAGUCUCUCCGCGGAUUGUUCAAGGGUCUGGGGAAGACGAUGUCCGCCCUCAAGAAGAACACGCGAGCUCAGAUGAAACUGAUGACAAACGCCAUGUCCAACAUCGAUAAUUUUGGCGGCAAGAGUUCCAUAACGAUGGAGGACGUAGCCAAGUACGGUCCCUUCAUGUGGUGCGGUGCGUCUAAAGAACUCAUCUCCAAGUUCGAGUGGGACGUGUUCGAGACGUUCCUGGAAGACAUCGCGCAGUGCGCCAGUGUACACAUGGAUAGCGACACCAAACAGGCCGUUGUCGAGCGCUUGAAGAAUUUGGCCGACAGAAACUCGGUGAAGAUAUCCGAGGAACCAGAGCGACUAGCAAGCAUGGGCUCACUGAUUUACCAAUACUUGGCCACACUCCAAACGGACCUCGCUAAUCUGUCUAACGACCAGAAGGAGGCGCUGAGCACGUCCACGCGGAGUAUAUUUGAGGGGUUGGCGCGGGAUCGCGAGGAGAAGCGGCUGCGCAACUCGAAGGAGGUGAGCGAGGCUGAGAAGACUCGGGAGCACGCCGAGAUGGCCGACUUGGCCGCCUUCCUGAUGGGCGUCAUGCAGAACGUCAAGGCGCGCAACGAGAAGGAUGGAGUCGAUGGAGGAGGACUCCCCAUGGGGGGCAGGAGGAGGAAGCGUGCAACAGACACCAUCACGUGCGAUCUUCUCCAGGACUUCAACGGAGAGUUAUCGUUCCUGAGCGCGGCCCAGGUCGACACGAUGGAUGCCGCUGACUUCGUCAACUGUCUGCCCGAGUUCCAAAAAACAGAUUUCGCCGCUGACGUCCUCGUCUCACUGGCCGCCAAACUGAAAGCAGGAAUCAAUAGUGACACGCGCACGUGGACGGCUGAUGACGUCAUCGCGGCGGGACGACUGCUCGACUCCCUGGAUGACGCCGACAUCGACAAACUACUGCUGAGCGACGACACCGUGACGGGAAUCGCGCAGCACGUGUUUACCAAGAAGGACAAGCUGUUGUUGAGGUAUCUGACUAACACGUCCCAGACCGACACGUCCGCACUGACGGCCAACACGUUGUCGACGCUCGGCAAUCUGGCGUGCGGUUUGACCGACUCCCACAUAACGGCGAUACCAGCAUCCGUUAUCAGCGAGGCGUCCACGGAUCUCGGCAGUGUUCCGUGUUUUAGCGAAGCCCAGCUGACGGCGAUGGGCACGAAGAUUGCCGAAGCCCUCGGAAAUGACUGGACUUCUAAAGAUCCCGUCGUUGUGGCCGAACUUGGACUGCUGGCAGGUGGUUUGCCUCAGAAUGUGUUGGAGGAUUUCGGAGAGGAUCUUAUCGGCAGUAUGACCAAAGAGGCCGUCGCCGCCGUCCCAACCAGCGUGUUCUCCACGGUCUUCACGACGGACAAGCUGGCGUACUUGAGCCCCGAACAGGCCAAUGAGGUGACAGAUGCGCAGAUCGGCAGUUUGACGGCGGCGCAGCUUUCCACUCUGUCUGGCAUCACAACCAUCAACAUCGACACCAUCUUUGGCAGCGGUAGCGCUGUUCCUACAGCCAGUGUUACUGUGAUGACGAUACUCACGAUUGGCUGGAUGUUGCUGCAGAACUAACGUGCCCAGUGACGUCACACAACGCAAACGUUUACCCUUACCGAGACCAAGCCCAGAUUUGCUGUGAAUUCCAUUGACGUACUAAUACUAUAUUCUAUAUUCUAUAUGACGUGGUGUACCUUCUUUCAAAAUACUCAGUGAAUAUCGAGGUAGUUGCUAAAAACUGUAACUUUCAACCUGAAGUAUCAUACACGCUAUAAUACAAGACCUUCAACAUAUGUGAUCGCGGAUGGCCUGAUACGCGGACUAUAUGUUCGCUUCGGUGUCGACUUAACUAUUUCUAUAGUUAUUAGUGUGAUUGAUCUUGAAGAUUCUAACAAGUAAAUGUGAAUUCUAAUUCUACUUUCAAGACUGUCUAUAUUAAAGGGGAUCUAUCAAAGUUGCAUAAUAAUGGACAUUCGCCAAAUGUAAUUAUCAGUUAUUGUUUAGUAUAUAUUUCAGAUGUAAGUUAUACAACCAAAUAACUCCAUCUAGUUGUCUUGUAUUUGACCAACAAUGUUUUUAAUAUGUGUGUCGUCACAGUUUUUCGCAUACUUGUUUUGCACACAAUGUCUAUCUGUAAUUCUUUGUGGUCAGCUUUGAAAGAAACAAAAAUGAGGUUAAAGUAGCUAUAAACGGGAAGGGUUUAAAAACUACAGUAUAUUCAGCCAAAACAUAUGACAUAGCUUUCUGUUUAAGUAAGCAAAACUUAUAAUGAACUUGAUUAAUGUAUAGUUAGUUAUCAUAAAUAAAUGUAAAAUGUGAAAUAUGGCAUUUGCAACUUUGACAAUGCACCUUUAAUUUUAAAGUAGGUAUGUUUAGAAAAUAUUACAAUUGGUUUCAUUAUAGUUUACAAUUGGUUCUAUAUUAGUGGUUUGGACGUUGUAAUAUUUACAGAUUACAUAAAAUAAUGUUGUUUUAUUUAUGGAUUUUCCUUUGGAUUUUCAUCAGAUCUGUGCAAAAGCUCUGUGCAAACACACUGUAUAACAUCUGUGCAAAACGUAUGUGUAAAAUGACUGUUUGACUCGACUUCAAACUGAUGAUAUUAUCCAUACGACAGUUUUCAGUUACAAGUUGUAUUUGUUGUUCGCAUUUUCCAUCUAAAAUAUAUUAUGUUGCAUAUUUUUUAGUGUUUACGCUGUGUUUUUUAAAUACAAUUUGACGAGCCUUUUUAGGCAAAUAAAGUAUAUUAUAAUA